Molecule: messenger RNA, 2748 nt
Organism: Melanotaenia boesemani (Boeseman's rainbowfish)
Lineage: Eukaryota; Metazoa; Chordata; Actinopteri; Atheriniformes; Melanotaeniidae
Product: frizzled-8-like
Exons: 1
Coding region: 235-1977 (580 amino acids)
Biological process (GO): canonical Wnt signaling pathway; non-canonical Wnt signaling pathway
Cellular component (GO): plasma membrane
Molecular function (GO): Wnt receptor activity; Wnt-protein binding
Source: RefSeq, a predicted model, not a curated record
ACACAGUGAAACACUAACACAAAGGAAAGUCAGAAGACAGCUAGUAUCCUUAGGUUAUGUGCUAUUAAAACGCUUCUUUUUGGGGAUAUUACGCAUACUGAAAGACGUCGCGAACUGUUUGCGCUUUAGCAUGAGUUUAGUGGCAUUCUUCAGUUAAUUGGACUUUGCAGCCUGCUUGCAAAGCGCAAGUUAGCUGUCACUUUGUCGAGGACUAAUCGCGCACAGAAGCCAACGAUGGAGAGGAGCAUCCUGGGAUGGUGCGUGCUGUUAACCCUCGUACUGCACGCCGCGCGCUGCAUGGCAGCCAAGGAACUUCAAUGUCAGGAGAUUUCCGUUCCUCUCUGCAAAGGUAUCGGCUACAAUCACACCUACAUGCCCAAUCAGUUCAACCACGACACGCAGGACGAAGCCGGCCUGGAAGUGCACCAGUUCUGGCCGCUGGUGGAGAUAAAGUGUUCCCCGGACCUGCGGUUCUUCCUCUGCAGCAUGUACACGCCGAUCUGCCUGGAAGACUACAAAAAGCCACUGCCGCCGUGCAGGAGUGUGUGUGAGCGUGCCAAAGCUGGCUGCGCUCCGCUCAUGAGACAGUACGGCUUCCCGUGGCCAGACCGGAUGAGGUGCGACCUGCUCCCCGAGCAGGGCAACCAGGACACGCUGUGCAUGGACUACAACCGGAGCCAGACCACCACCGUUUCCCCCGUGCUGGCCAAGCCGACCAACCGCCCACAAAAGCCGUUAAACAAGAAAAAAAACGGCUAUGGUCGAAGCUUCCCCGUUAAACACAAACCUGCUACGUCUCCGUGUGAAACAGGAUGCUUCUGUCGUGCGCCCAUGGUGCCCGUGACCAGCGACGUGCACCCGCUGCACAACCGCGUCAAAACAGGACAGAUCCUGAACUGUGCCAUGCCGUGCCACAACCCUUACUUCACCCAAGAGGAGCGGACUUUUACUUCUUUUUGGAUCGGCUUGUGGUCCGUCCUGUGUUUCAUUUCAACUUUCGCAACUGUGGCAACUUUUUUGAUUGACAUGGAGAGGUUUAAGUACCCAGAGCGCCCCAUCAUCUUCCUCUCCGCCUGUUACAUGUUUGUGUCAGUUGGAUAUAUUGUCAGACUGAUCGCUGGACACGAGGAAGUGGCCUGCAACAGGGAGAACGGCGCAGAACACAUUCAUUAUGAAACCACUGGUCCUGCCCUUUGCACCAUAGUUUUUCUGCUUAUCUAUUUCUUUGGCAUGGCCAGCUCGAUCUGGUGGGUGAUCCUGUCCCUCACUUGGUUUCUCGCCGCAGGCAUGAAGUGGGGCAACGAAGCAAUUGCCAGUUACUCCCAGUAUUUUCAUUUAGCUGCCUGGAUCAUCCCCAGCAUGAAGUCCAUAGCUGUUUUGGCUCUGAGCUCUGUGGACGGGGACUCUGUCGCCGGGAUUUGCUAUGUGGGCAACCAGAAUUUGGAUAACCUGCGGGGAUUUGUGUUGGCACCGCUGGUUAUCUACUUGUUCAUCGGUACCAUGUUUCUGCUGGCUGGGUUUGUGUCACUGUUCAGGAUCAGGAGCGUUAUCAAGCAAGGUGGCACCAAGACUGACAAACUAGAGAGACUGAUGAUCCGGAUAGGAGUUUUCACGGUUUUAUACACCGUCCCGGCCACCGUCAUAGUGGCGUGUUACUUUUAUGAGCAGCACAAUAGACAGACUUGGGAAAUUACGCAUAACUGUACGUGCAUGACGGACCCGAACAGACAGAGGCCGGACUACGCUGUGUUCAUGCUUAAGUACUUUAUGUGCCUCCUGGUGGGAAUCACCUCAGGAGCCUGGAUCUGGUCCGGGAAAACACUAGACUCGUGGAGGACUUUUUGCACGCGCUGCUGCUGGGGGAGUAAAGCCUCCGCGGGUUCCAUGUACAGCGAUGUGAGCACGGGACUGACUUGGAGAUCCGGUACGGCCAGUUCCGUCUCCUGCCCAAAACAGAUGCCACUGUCCCGGGUUUGAACAGGGUUGGGCGCUCCAAUGCAUUUUCUACAAUUUAACACUAAAGACUUACAAAAAAUGAUGAAGAAGAAGCGCAACAGGGGACUAACAGAUUAAAUUGACUGUUUUUGUUCUGUCACCAAAAUACCAGUUUAAAUUUAAACUUUGGCCCCCAAAUGUGAAUUAUUUGUUGAAUUUUUAAGUUCUGAGUUCGUCUCCUCUGCCUUAUCCAAAUGACGUCCAUGGGUUUGAAUAGAGGUAUGGGGAAAGGGAGGGUGGGGGAUGUGACUAAUUGUGUUGGGAUUGUCCAUCAGCGUGUUGUAAUUAGCACAUUAAUGAGUGCCUAAUGGCUUCUCUUUAAAUAAUGAGACUGUCAGCAGCAGAACAAUGUACCUGGCACGAAGAAUGCAGAGUCUUAUCUGGGCUUAAUUGAAUGCAUACAGCUGACAAGAUCCCCCUUGUCGAUAGGUUACAUGGUAUAGCUGUGGCUCUACUUCUUCUAACUGUGAAGAACCAAUGUGUCUUAAACUAAGAUUCACAAUGAAACUGCUCUGCUUGAAGUGAGGCCAUAGCUAGGCUGGUUUUUGUCCUCUGAGAAUGAUUUAUACAUUAAUCAAUGCCUUAAUAAUGUCUCGUACGGGUUGCAUAAGCGCGUAAAGUGUAUUUAUCUAAUUAUUGGUGUACAUAUGUUGUACAUUUGUAUAUUGAAUUUUAUGAGACUGUAAAUAUGUAUAAUUUUCACUUUGAUAGAAGAUUAUAUUUUGCAAAUAAAACAGCUUUUAUUGAAAUUUA